This is a messenger RNA of Brassica rapa (field mustard), 5742 nucleotides long. RefSeq names its product protein TERMINAL FLOWER 1. Gene Ontology annotation, biological process: negative regulation of flower development; vegetative to reproductive phase transition of meristem. NCBI's taxonomy places the organism in Eukaryota, Viridiplantae, Streptophyta, Magnoliopsida, Brassicales, Brassicaceae. The record is from RefSeq and is a predicted model, not a curated record. Gene Ontology annotation, cellular component: nucleus; cytoplasm.
UAUUCUGAUCAAUUUCCCAAUAUGAUUAAAUUCUCAAUCAAAUUUUGCUUCUAUAAGAAAAGUAUAUAUAAACUCUUAUUUGGAGUCUCCACUAAAAAAGUAACAAUUAUAUUUUUAUACGGCUUUUAUGUUGAUUCCAUAAGACUUGUUAUUUUUGUAUGAUUUUCUAACGAUUUUUGUUGUUGUUUUGGUGGAACUCUUAAGGUUUUACAAAAUUACAUUAUACAUGUACAAAUCAUUCAGUACAAUCUCCAUUUUAAGAAUCGUUUCUUUACGUAAAGUCUUGGUUAUAAUGAUAAUUAAUGUUUUUUAUAACUAGUGUUCUUUUGAAGAUCCAAUGCGUUGUCGGUUCCAGUAGUGGGGAAGUCCCCAAAUUCUGCGAUCGAUUUUUUUCUUUUAACCAUUGGUAUAUUACUUUUUAAUAUUCCUUUGCCAUACGUUUACAUCUUACUAAAAUAUGCCUUAUACGAUCUAUGAUUACUGGUAUUAUAAAAAUUCAUAAUAGUUACCAUCCGUUUUUAAUUAUGUUUAUUCUUAAUGCAAAAGAACAACAAAAUCCCACCUUAGGACAAUGAAGUGACCUUUGGGCAAUAAUUUUAUCCGUAGUUGUAAUAGAAUCAUGUACGACGAGUGAAAAGAGCUCCUGAGUUCAUUUAUUCAGAGAGAUAUCUAGCUAGGAUUUUUUUGGUCGAACUUUUAAUGGUUUUUGUUCUUGACGCCGCUAAAGAUUAUAUGAUUCUGUAAAUUAAUGGAGUCAGUUAUUGAUUGGUUUAAGACACUAGUAACAUAAACCAUAUUAGUUAUAAAUGUCUUAAUACAACACGAGAGAGAGCGCUUGCCCCUAAAGUGUCUCUCUCUCCCAAGUUGGAAAACCCCUAUAAAUAGAUGUCUUGGUCAUCUUUGUUAACCCACACCACUACAAAUCUCUCCCUUAGCUCACUUUAAAUCCCACAUUUAGUUAGAAGCAGAAAGAAACUUAAUAAGUUAAAAAUGGAGAAUAUGGGAGUUAGAGUGAUAGAGCCAUUGAUAAUGGGAAGAGUGGUAGGAGAUGUUCUUGAUUUCUUCACUCCAACAAUUAAAAUGAAUGUGAGCUACAACAAGAAUCAAGUCUCCAACGGCCAUGAGCUUUUGCCUUCCUCUGUCUCCUCCAAGCCUAGGGUUGAGAUCCAUGGUGGUGAUCUCAGAUCCUUCUUCACCUUGGUGAUGAUAGACCCUGAUGUUCCAGGUCCUAGUGACCCCUUUCUAAAAGAGCACCUGCAUUGGUACGAUCAUUUUCGUUUGUCGUUUCAUUUUGGGCCAAUAUUCAAUAUGUAUUUCAUGAGAAUUUUUAACCCUAAUGAUGUUUUUGUUUUUUUUGUCUCUCGACUGAUUUUAUAUGAACUUGAGUUAUUUUGGUCAAAAUCUCUUCCAUCACAACACGGGGAUUUCCCUAAACUUUUUAGUAGAAAGAUAAAGAAAUUAAUUCUUGUAAAUGUUGUUUUUUCUUGUAAAUGUUUAAACAGGAUAGUAACAAACAUCCCCGGUACAACCGAUGCUACAUUUGGAAAAGAGGUGGUGAGCUAUGAGUUGCCAAGGCCUAGCAUAGGGAUACACAGGUUCGUGUUUGUUCUGUUCAAGCAGAAGCAAAGACGUGUUAUCUUCCCAAACAUUCCUUCGAGAGAUAACUUCAACACUCGAAAAUUUGCGAUCGAGUAUGAUCUUGGUCUUCCUGUCGCUGCUGUCUUCUUUAACGCCCAGAGAGAAACUGCAGCUCGAAGACGUUAAUCACGUUUAUGCCUAUCAAAUGCAAAAACCAAAAAUUAAUAAAAUGUUUAUUUCUGUUCUAAAUAAUUAGCCAUGUUUGUUUUUAUGUUCUGAAUUUCUGUACUUUGAAUAAAGACUGACAAAAAUGAGUUGAAUCCGACAAAGUGUAAUCUUUAUUAGAACAUGAUUUAUUGUAAAAAAAAAAAAACAUGAUUUAUUGUAUACACAGUAUACAGUAAACCCUUAUUUAUGGUUUAAUAGGUCACGUCGAGUUGAUUUAGCUUGUUCUUAUAUGAUAUAUGAUAAACGUGGAAACAGAAGAAAAAAUUAUAAAAAGACAAAUAACUUUUAGUUCUUUGGUCAAAUUGACAAGAGUUUGAUGACCGCCUAAAACUGGACGCUUCUUCUCUCUCGGCGAACGUGAUAUAUCAUCAGUUCAUAUUUUUUUUUUGAAUGACUGUUAAAUUUAUUCAGAUCAGAAAAACUUUUUUACAAUUUGUGUGACUUGGUUUUGUGAAAAAUAAUAACUCAAAACUACUGAAACUUCUUCCAGAUAUCUAUCGUGAAGCAAACCAUAUCUAUUCAUAUCAUAUAUAUGUUCAGUGUUUGAUAUUUUGAAAAUGUAUAUACAAAUAUAUACGUUGAUGCUAGUGCAAACUUGUGUAUAUUUUGAAAAUGGGUAUAUGUAGUGAAUUUAUCCAAGGUCCUAGUACAAUAGUUUUUUUUUUUUUUUUUUUUUGAUAAUCUCCUAGUACAAUAGUUUUCUUUCAAUAUCGUGUUUUUAGUUUUAUUGGGUAUUAUGUCACUAUUAUGCCUAAGUAACGUGCAUGGUAUAAGGGACGUAUAAUUUCAACUGAUCAAAUGAAGUAGCGGUUAUUUUGCAAAAAAAAAAAAAAACAAGUAGCGGUGACAACGCAAUUACAAAAUUAGAAUCAUAAAAUGCUUUAAAAAAGAAAAAAAUAUAUAUAUAUAUAUAUAUAAUAAUGGUUAUAUAUAUGUAAAGUUUCUACUAAUUCCACGUAAAGAUUAAUUUACAUCUACAUCCAGUGUUCAAAUAAAGAAAAGAAAUAUUAAAAUGGAUUGGCCAUUUUGGGUCAUUGGGUGCAUAGUAGUACUGCGGCAUAGAUAUGAUUACCUCAUGUUGAAGAGAUGCAAGUGGGAGAAAUUACUUUCAACGGUACACUCAAGAAAGACAACGUGUUGUUAAAUGAGUGGUUUGCAACUAAGUACUGGUACACGUAUCCUCAACCCAUAGCAACUACUUCUCUACAUGUAUAUUCGCUAUCAUAUCAACAAAUCUAGCAAACUAUUACUACUUUAUUUGGACUUUGUUAGAUUACUAUAUAGUUUGGAUUCUUGUUUAUGAAUAAAAUAUUAAGGGUAUCUCCAACAUUAACACUAAAUUUGGUGUUGAAAUUACACCAAAUUUGGUGUUUUGGUGUCAAUGUUUUUUAUCAUCUUCAACAAUAACACCAAAUCUUACACCAAAAACAAUAUUAUAUAUUAUUUGAUGUUUUCAGUUUUAAAUUUUUUAUAUUUCUAUUAUUUGUAAUUGAUAAAUAAUGAUUUUGUUAUAUCUAGAUUAUAUUUAUAUUUUAUUAUUUGUAAGUGAUAAAUAAUAAUAAUUAUUUACUAAUUUAUUUUGAAUAUAAUAAUAAAAUAAAAUAAAAAUUUUAAUUAUAUGAAAAUAAAUUAAAAAUAUAAAUAAUAUAAUAUUAUUUAUGUUUAAUUACAAAUUUGAUAGUAACUGAUCUAUAUUAUUAAAUGAAACACAUUAAAAUGUAUUUUAGAAAUUUUGUGUAAUAAAUAUUAUCACACCAAAUGUGAAAACAAAUUUAAAACAAAAAUAAUACAAUAUAUUUAUGUUUAAUUACAAAUUUGAUAGUAAUUAAAUUAUAUUUUUAAAUGAAACAUAUUAAAAUAUGUAUUUUAAAUAUUUGGUGUGAUGAAUAGUGUUACACCAAAUUUGGUGUAAAACUAGUCACAAUACACCAAAUUUGGUGGAAUAGUGUCAAAUUUGGUGUCUUGUUGGAGAUGAAAUCACACCAAAUUUUGUGUUUUGGUGUCUUGUUGGAGAUGACGUAGAUAGUAUAUCAUCUUCAUUCACCAUAUGAUUAAGGGUGAUGAUACGAAGUAGAUUUUAAUUCAGUUUUGGACCUCUUGGUAUGAAAAAAAUACUGGUUUUGUUUGCAAUUUUGCAUGUGUAAGUCAGUGUUCAACAUUUUAUAUAACUUUUUGUAAAAAAUAGUUUUUAAUCGGCUUUUCUGCCAAAUCCAUUUUUCAAAAAAAAAAAUCAUCUUUUCAGCCUCGAUUAGCUAAUGAAUCACCUUUAUAAAUAAAAGAAAGAUGUUUAAUACUACAUCCAUUUCAUAAAGAUAGACUUUUUAGUAUUUUUAUAUAUAUUAAGAAAACACAUUAAACUACCAUAAUAAAUGUAUCCUUUUUUGUAAUUUUCAAUUUUCAAUAACUUUAAAUCAAUAGUAAUUCAAUAAAGUCAAUUAAUUUUCUCGAAGUUUAUAAUUUUUUUCAUAGAAACACACAAAAAUAGAUAUUUGUGAAUCAAACUUUUUUUUAAAAAAGUUUAUCUUAAUAGAACGGAUAAAAUGUCUAUUUCUUAAGAAAUUAAUUAUCAUAAGUAUAAUAAAUAGUUUAAGAGCUAGAAUGGAUAAGAAUACCUACAAAUGUGUCAUAACAAAUCUCAUGCAUGCAAUUAUUGUUUUCAAGACUUUAGAUAAGUAUUUACACAGUACACCUACGUCGGUAAAUGAUUCACUACCAAAUCAAGGGGAUGCAGAGACUUUAGUAUUUGCCUGAAAAAGAGACUGAACUAUACGUUACAUAGAGUGUUAGGGUAUCAGUAAGAGUGGAAGACCUCUGUUGUGUUUAGCCACUUAUGGUUAUUUUCAUAGCUAGAUCUUUUUCAAGAUAAAACAUCUUUCAAUAGUAUGUUUAUUUGUAUAAGGACCGGCCCUCUUUUGUUGUUCAAAUCAACGCGUGCUCUGUUCCAUCCCUGGUUUUACUGAACAUUUGCUUCAUCUAAAUAUAUUUGUCAUUUGCCAAAAAUUGUACCAGUGUUAAGUGUUUGGAUAUGAAUCGUUUUUUUUUUUUUUUUUUUGCUAAAAAGGUUAAUAUCAUAAAUGAAGUGGUUAGGUUACAAAAUUGCUUCCUAUACAAAUGAUUACUUGGCAAAAAAAAAAAAAAACAAGAAAUCAUUAGUGUUGAACUAGGAAUGGAUAAUCAGGCUAAGAUUAGAUCAGCCAUUUAGCCAUAAGGUUUCGGAACCGUCGUUAAUAUCAUAAUCAGGAUAUGAAUCGUUUUGAACUUCGCUUAUAUAUGGGUCGGGUCAUAGACCUAAAAAUGUUAGCUAACGUUUUUCCUUAAGACAUAUGAAUUCGGUACACAUAAAUCACAUCAUUCAAAUCGCACAUUGAUUAAGAAAAAUAUAUCUACCGGUACAUAGAUCUACAAGUACACUGCGAAAUAUUCAAUUUCACCGGUACGAAACCGCAAACCUUGUGAUUAACCAGCAGUGCAAAUAACUAGCCGCCAACUUCGGUUUAGGACGAAUCUCAAGGACAAACCAACAUGCAAUAACCUUGCGAUUAAAAGAGACGACCUGCCAUGUUUCAUGUAAUAACAAAGAAAAAAGAAGAAGAAAGGGACAUACUAUCCCUUGGACCAAGUCCACUGGUCCGCAUCAACACAAACAUUACACUUUUAGGGGUUUGUAAUAUAUAAACGCUGUCUAAAUUUGAUUGGUUUACGUGUCGUAGAAUCGUGCCAGGCCCCUCUCAAGAAUUAUGUGAAGGUUUAACAUAUCCUCGUAUUGUUUUGGAAUUGGCGAGUUUUGAAUGUGCUUCAGAUAUAUUAUACACUCACAAUAAACAAACAACAUAUAUAAAGCGAAGAGUAUAUGCAUUUACGCAUGAAUAAUACGCAGAAUGUGCUACCAGUGUUAAAAAAAAAUCCUUUUUUUAUUAAAAAAUUCUUAGUCCCUUC